Gadus morhua (Atlantic cod) is the source of this 1884-nucleotide messenger RNA. RefSeq names its product WD repeat containing, antisense to TP73 (gene wrap73). Gene Ontology annotation, molecular function: protein binding. Gene Ontology annotation, biological process: microtubule anchoring at mitotic spindle pole body. Bases 176 to 1546 code for a protein of 456 amino acids. The transcript is spliced from 13 exons. Gene Ontology annotation, cellular component: MWP complex; microtubule organizing center. The record is from RefSeq and is a predicted model, not a curated record. Lineage: Eukaryota; Metazoa; Chordata; Actinopteri; Gadiformes; Gadidae.
GAUUGGGCAGUUCAUCGUGUUGCCAUCUGUUCAGACCGCAGCAGUGUCAUUAGUAGCAUAACAGACAGGAGAAUGAGGAAAGUUAUCUUGGAAUUAAUUUUAUAGGAGCUUGGACCUAUAACAAGUAAUUGAAACUGCCCGAAUCAGUCCUGGGAUAGAUUGCAGACAUAGUGAGAUGAAUUUCUCUGAGAUUUUCAAACAGUCCAACCAACUAUGCAGAAUUUCCCCAGAUGGAAGAUACUUGGCUACGUGUGUUCAGUACCGGCUGGUGGUUAGAGAUGUAAACAGCCUGCAGAUCCUGCACCUCUACACCUGCCUGGACCAGAUAGUCCACAUGGAGUGGUCCUCCGACUCCCUCUUCAUACUCUGUGCCAUGUACAAGAGAGGCCUAGUGCAGGUGUGGUCACUGGAGCAGCCCGACUGGCACUGUAAGAUCGACGAGGGGUCAAUCGGACUGGUCUCCUCGCGCUGGAGUCCGGACGGGCGUCACAUUCUCAACACCACAGAGUUCCAUCUGAGGGUCACCGUGUGGUCGCUCUGCACCAAGGCUGUGUCGUACAUCAAGUACCCCAAGGCCUGCCAAAAGGGGAUUGAUUUCAGCAGGGACGGCAGCUACAUGGCCUUGGCCGAGCGGCGCGACUGCAAGGACUAUGUCAGCGUGUUUGUGUGUGAGGACUGGCACUUGCUCAGGCACUUUGAGACGGAGACCCAGGACCUGGCCGGGCUGGAGUGGUCUCCCAACGGCUGUGUCCUGGCGGUGUGGGACAGCUGUCUGGAGUACAAGGUGCUGCUCUACUCCCUGGAUGGACGGCUCCUCUCCAGCUUCAGUGCCUACGAGUGGUCCCUGGGGAUCAAGUCUCUGGCCUGGAGCCCCAGCAGCCAGUUCCUGGCCAUCGGCAGCUUCGAUGAGAAGGUCCGCAUAUUAAACCACAUCACCUGGAAGAAGAUCACAGAGUUUGAGCACCCAGCCACCAUCUGCUCCCCCAAAACGGUGGUGUACAAGGAGGUGGAGAAGAGGCCAGCCCUGUCCAUCCAAGACCUCUCCAGCCACAGCGUCAGCAGUGGCUGCCCUCUCCUCGCCGUGCAGAGCAAAUAUGAGAUCAGCCAGCCACCCUUCCAGAUCCCCGUGGUGAAGCCGGACCUGGACCGAGCCAACCCCAAGGUGGGGGUCUCCAGCCUGGCCUUCAGCGCCGACGGCCGGUACCUGGCCACCAAGAACGACAACAUGGCCAGCGUGGUGUGGGUGUGGAACAUGCAGAAGAUGAGCCUGGAGGCGGUGCUGGAGCAGACGGCGGCCGUGCGCUGCUUCCAGUGGGACCCCCGGCGGCCCCGGCUGGCGCUGUGCACCGGGACCCCCCGGCUGUACCUGUGGUCUCCUGCGGGCAGCGUCUCCGUGCAGGUCCCCAGCGAAGGGGGUUUCCAGGUCCAUGCUCUGAGCUGGCACAGCAACGGAGAUUCCCUGGUCCUCAUCGGAAAGGAGCAUCUGUGCCUCUGCUACAUGGACACCGAGGACAAGUCGACAGACUCCAAUAUUUGGACCAAAUAAAUAAACCGUCUUCAGUAGAGGUCCACAGUUUCACAUCCAUUAGGAAAACGAACCAACCACUUCAUGACCUGUGAGGUGAUGAUAUCACCAGAGUGGAGGCAGAAGGUCUGAUGUGAUGAAUGUGAGAGUUGAAGUGCUGGUCCUUUUACUUGGAGAUUGUGUUGACCACAUAGACUGUGCUUUGUUCUCAAUGAAUGUAUGAUAUUGAAACACUUCCAAUUGUCUGUGCGAGGACAACCUUUUCUGACCUUUAAUAUAUUCCUGAGCUCAUGGAUGGGACCUAUUUUGUAUAUUUGUUUGUCAUAGAAGUAUUUUUAAUAAACUUUGUAAAAAUACUG